CCGAACAUCUGCGAGCACAUCAUAGGUGAAAAAUUCUGGCUUUCCCUUCUGUUGCAGCUCCGGGAAACGUACUCCAAGAGCGGCAUUGCUUGUCUCACCGGGGAGGAAAUCGGAAAUUUCAUCCAAAACUUGGAUCUAAUUGAAAGCGAAGACAGAGUGGCUGAUCCCUGCUGGCAAGUAAAGUGGCACCUGGGAAAGUUAAUUAAAAAGAUGAUGUCAAGAAGCUACGAGGAAAACAUAUCUGCAGUCAACGCUGAGCGAGCCCUGACGCUGUCGCACACCGACGGGCAGCAGCCGCGCGGUCCCAUCAACAGGAUCGCGGCGCAUCUGACGGGCAACAGCAAUAGGAAGAAUUCCCUGUCCCCACACAUAGAUUCCUCACCCAGAAGAGGGAAUGGACAAAAAAUAAACAACUGGGAAUCGUCAAGGUUUUUCCUUCACAACGUGGAGCUGAGAAACGGCGAGUUAGUGAUACCCCAAACGGGCUUUUAUUACAUCUACUCACAAACUUAUUUUCGCUUCCGUGAAAACGAGAACGAGGAUUCAGAUUUGUUGGCUCAAAUCAGGAACCCCAAACAGCUUGUCCAGUAUGUUUACAAACUGACUAACUACCCAGAGCCCAUUUUGCUCAUGAAAAGUGCAAGAACAAGCUGUUGGUCUAAAAAGGCAGAAUAUGGACUUUACUCCAUCUACCAAGGUGGUGUGUUUCAGCUGAAAAAAGAGGACAGGAUUUUCGUCUCUGUCAGUAACAGUGACAUAGUCGACAUGGACAAAGAAGCGAGUUUUUUUGGAGCCUUUAUGAUCGGUUAA
Molecule: messenger RNA, 810 nt
Organism: Tauraco erythrolophus (red-crested turaco)
Lineage: Eukaryota; Metazoa; Chordata; Aves; Musophagiformes; Musophagidae
Source: RefSeq, a predicted model, not a curated record